Molecule: messenger RNA, 1954 nt
Organism: Doryrhamphus excisus (bluestripe pipefish)
Lineage: Eukaryota; Metazoa; Chordata; Actinopteri; Syngnathiformes; Syngnathidae
Product: calcipressin-1-like
Biological process (GO): calcium-mediated signaling
Cellular component (GO): cytoplasm; nucleus
Molecular function (GO): nucleic acid binding; calcium-dependent protein serine/threonine phosphatase regulator activity
Source: RefSeq, a predicted model, not a curated record
AGUAUUUUGAGGUUUCUCGGCCACCGUAGAGUGAAGUCAUACGGAAACAAAACACACGUCGUGGAAACCGGAAGUGACAGCUUCUUCACUUGCGACACUCGGGAAACAAAACUAAUCCGGCCUCGAUAGGAUUGUCUCUGUUGGAUGGGAUCAGUCAACCAUUGUUUGGAAUUACUACUAAAGGGUUGCAUUCUGUACAAAAAAAUGCAGCAAUCAGACAAUAUUUGCGAAGAUGACGCGAUGGUGGAUGUUCAUUUUAAUGCUUUACCCAAUGCUCUGGUUGCAUACAAAGUGCCAGCAGACUUAUUUAACGGUGGACAUCUGAAGGCUAGCUUUGAGGCUUUAUUCCAUUCUUUUGAUCCGGAAGUUCAGUUCCAGUACUUCAAAUCCUUCCGUCGGAUCAGAAUGAAUUUCAGCAACACUCUGGCUGCGGCCAAAGCAAGACUACAACUGCAUAAAACAGAUUUCCACGGCAAAGAAAUGCACCUUUAUUUUGCACAGUCUGUUCACAUUGGCAGUCCUCGACUUGAGCCGCCAAAGCCAGAUAAGCAAUUCCUGAUCUCGCCCCCCGCAUCGCCUCCAGUCGGCUGGGAGCAGUCUCAGGACUCCAUGCCUGUCAUCAACUACGACCUGUUGUGUGCAAUCUCAAAACUAGGACCAGGUGACAAGUACGAGCUCCACACAGCUACACCCACAACUCCCAGUGUCGUCGUCCACGUUUGCGAAGAGGACCUUUGCGACACCUCGUCUCAGGAUGACGGCGAUCCAAACAAGCGACAGCCUUCACGGCCCAAGAUCAUCCAGACGCGUCGGCCCGACUUUACAUCCACUGACAAGCACUGAACCUUACCUGGAUUACGGUUACAAAAUAUCCUUGCGAUGUAAUUGUUCCAGGGGGGCAGGAGAUGUGCUCUCUGAGGUUCAAAUGUUUGGGGGAUGAUGGAGCCUAUUUUUGGAGGCAACCAGAGAAUCCUGUAGGUUCAGUCUUCAGGUUAGUUACCUAAUGAUCCGUACCACUCUUCAUUUUGAGGGUCAGGGAUCAUUUUGGAAAAUAAUAUAUAGAUUAUGUUCAUGCAUGUUUAUUUUUGUUUUUUUUACUGGUUAUAUGUAUUAAUUAAAUAGUUAAGUUUGUGUGCUAUUAUAAUGUGUUCAUGAGAAGAGCUUGUAUAACAGACAAGAUCGUGCAGCAUCAUUCUUGCAUGUCUUGGGUGGGAAAAACAAAGUGUGACUGUUCAAUAAAACGCAAUAGAUACAUGCAUGUCAUAUUUCCAUAGUUGCUAUUUCAGAGGCUGUGUGUGUGUGUGUGUGUGUGUGAUCAUACGUCGUUACACUGUAACCGUGUGUUGUGGUGUACAGUAUGUAUUGUCCCCAUGUGUGCUGCUUUACACUGUAUACUGCACCAAAAUGGGGACCUAAUAUUAAGUGUUGUGAAUUCUAAAUGUUAAAAGACAUGGAAAUAUGAUUCUGUCAUUUCCUAGUCAUCGAAAAAGGAAGAAGCUGUGUAUUCAGAUUCAUUCAUUUUAAGAAUUGAACAUUUUUCAAAUAACGCAUAUCAUAUUACCACAUUAUAUAUAGUUAAAAAAAAUGUCCAUUAUAUAUUAUUCUGAUGUAGGAACUACUGCAAGAUGCUGUUGCUGAGCCAAGAUGCCAUUAAAAGAAGGGAACUGAAUAAUAUCAUGUGUGUAAAUACAUUGCAUCUCAAUGGACUUCAGGUCAGGACUUUGAGGUGGACUUGUGGGUGUGUUUUGGAUCAUUGUCCUGCUGUAGACCCCGGGUUUGUUUCAGUUUGAGGUCACCAACACAUGGCUGGACAUUUGCCUUAAGGAUUGUUUUGGUAUAGCAAGUCUUCCAGGUCCUGAAGCAGCAAAACAGCCCCAAACCAUCACACUACCACCACCAUAUUUUACUGUUCUUUGGGAUCUCUUUCUGUUUCUUGGCAAAAUUGAGACACGUU